UAUUUAUUUCCUUCUUUCUGGCAACAACAACCACCAAACCAGCACAGCCUUAUUACUCCUCCCAAUAAACUUCCCCCCUCUUCUCUUAUCCCAAAAUUUCUCUUGGUAUUCUCGAUGCUCGCUUUUCAGUCCCGGUUCCAAUCUUCUCUCCCAAGAUCUAGCGGUUUUCCGUCAACGACAACGGAUUAAGAGAAACAACGAAAUACGCCUCAAAUUAGGGUUUAUUGCUUCUAAUUGAGGCGUUGAAGCCGAUCCGUUGCAGGGUACAGAAGCGAUGAAACAUACGAAGAGAAAGAAGAAGCGCCCCUCCUCUCGUAACGCCAAGCCUGUCGGUACGGACGCGGCUCGUGACAAACAAGAAGAGGGAAACGGACAACAAGGGAGGAAAGAGCUUGGAAAGUUGGUUGAGGCAUUCGGUUCUGUAUCUGUUGGAGAGGUUGUCAAUCGUGGUAAAGCUGUAGAAGGUCAUGUUAACGCUGCAGCUGAAAUAUGGGGUAAUUUUUUGGACAGUUCAGACGAUCCGUCCACGAGUUCGGUCUCGGGCUCUUCUACCUCAGGGUUUGACUCAGCCUUCUGGUCGGGGUCGGGGUCGGGGUCGUGGACAGGCUCCAGCGAGGGUUUUAUGGAGUCUGGUUGCUUGCUGGAUGUGGUGAGUAAUGGGAAGGGCGGUAGGAAACAGAAGAGAGUCGCGGCAACAGGAACAGUGUCAACAGUUUUGGGGAAGGAUUAUGUUGGAGCGAGCCCAAGACGGAGGUGGAAGGAGGUUGGGAAUGAUAAUGCGAGUCAGGGGAAAGAGGAAGCUGCGCAAUUUUUGUACUCGAUGCUCGACAAUGACUGCCAACUCAGCAUGGCUGUUGUUAGAGAUGUGUUGUGUCAAUGUGGAUAUAAUGUUGAAAAGGCAUUAGAUGUAUUGCUUGAUUUAUCUGCUCCCGCUUGUGAGCGGUCUAGUGGUAGUAAAUCCACCAACGAUACUCUGAAUCUGAACUAUAAAGAAAAUACCAGGUCCUUCAUUAAGCGCAGUGAUAAUUUGACAGCUAGGACAUCUGGUUGCACUUCCCAUUCAUCUGAAAGUGAAUUUCAGGAUGGUUUCAGGAAUUAUUGGAAGGUCCUUACUAGCACCGAAGCUCCACCUCCAUCUAGCCUGAGAAGUGAUGUGUCGGACCUCCCUCAAAGCAUAUUGGAAUCUUUGUUUAACAUCUCUAAGUCUAAGAGUGCUGAACAUGCACCGAGCACCAUGAAUUGGAGGAAUGUAGUGAAGAAAGUGCAAUCACUGGGACCUGAGAUGUUUGUUUGUCCAUCUAGUGUUGCAGUAUCUCAGCAGGAAACAUAUGCUAAAGGAGAUGAGUAUCAGGUGCUACGAAAGGAUGCAAAGCAACAUUGGGAUUCAAUGAGAUCCUGUUAUCAAAAAGCGGCGACAGCAUAUUCAGAUGGACAAAGGGGAUAUGCGGCUUACCUCUCUGACCAGGGCAAGUUACAGACUAAAUUGGCUCGGAAGGCAGAUGAAAGAGCGAGCCAAGAUAUAUUUGAAGCUAGAAAUAAGGGCAUAGAAAAUGUGAUAACAAUUGAUUUGCAUGGGCAACAUGUCAAGCAAGCAAUGAAACUUUUGAAACUUCACCUCGUGUUUGGAGCAUAUGUGCCCUCGGUAAAAGCUCUCAGGGUCAUCACAGGAUGUGGAUCUCAUGGCUUGGGCAAGUCAAAAGUCAAACAAUCGGUCGUUAAGCUUCUGGAAAAUGAAGGUAUGAAAUGGAGUGAAGAGAAUCAAGGAACUGUUCUAGUUACUGUAGGUGGAUACAGAGAAUUUAGUUUUCUGGAUUCAGAGAGCGACUCUGAAUGAUCACAAUGAAAGAAAACCCGGGGGGGGGGGGGGGGGGGG
This is a messenger RNA of Tripterygium wilfordii, 1873 nucleotides long. RefSeq names its product SMR domain-containing protein At5g58720. The coding region runs from base 275 to 1834 and encodes 519 amino acids. The record is from RefSeq and is a predicted model, not a curated record. The transcript has 11 exons. NCBI's taxonomy places the organism in Eukaryota, Viridiplantae, Streptophyta, Magnoliopsida, Celastrales, Celastraceae.